Messenger RNA from Parnassius mnemosyne (clouded apollo), 1014 nucleotides. NCBI's taxonomy places the organism in Eukaryota, Metazoa, Arthropoda, Insecta, Lepidoptera, Papilionidae. The record is from the annotation of a GenBank genome assembly.
AUGACUACAUCCAACAAGAGCUUCCCUUUCGAAAUUCGAGAUAUCGAACCUGAACAAGUUGAAAAAUGGAAGCAAUCUUAUCAAAAAAAUAUGAACCCAUGUACAUCGCGUUUUGGACCCAAAGGUUACCUCUUCCCUAGAGAUUUUGAGAACGUUGGUAAAAAAAUAUACAACAUGGAAAUUAGACCGAGUGAUACCUUUGUUGUAACUUUACCUAGAUCAGGUACCACGUGGACGCAGGAAUUGGUUUGGCUUAUUUUAAACAACUUUGAUUAUGAAAAGGCAUUGGAAACCCCGCUCACCGUAAGAUAUCCUUUUUUAGAAACUGAGGCGUUUGUGAAUCAUAAUGAAAUGUCGAGUAUGCCAUACGACAAAGAGGUUAUAAAGGCGUUAGAGGCAAACAUGCCACCAGUGCAAGAAAUUGAGUCUAUGGCAUCCCCUCGAUUUAUCAAAACACAUCUGCCAUUAUCUCUUCUACCACCCAAGCUAUUGGACACUUGUAAAGUUUUUUACGUAGCUCGGGACCCUCGUGACGCAGCUGUGUCAACUUACCAUCAUAACAAAUUUUGUAAUUACCUCCAAGACGGCGUGGACUUCAAAACUUAUUGGGAAUUCUUUAUCAAUGAUUUAGUUCCCUGGACACCAUUCUUUGAACACGUUAAAGAAGCGUGGCAAAUGCGGAACCAUGAUAACAUGUUCUUUUUGUUCUACGAAGAGCUUUCUAAGGAUCUGCCAGCUUGUGUACGUCGCGUUGCCAAAUUCCUGGGCAAACCGAUAACUGAGGAACAAAUAGAAAAACUAUGCGAACACCUUAAAAUUGAUAAUUUCAGAAAAAAUAAAGCCAUUAAUUACGGUAACCUGAAGUUUACUGGAUUAUUUAAUGACAAAGAGAGUUUUAUAAGAAAAGGCAAAGUUGGCGGUUGGCGAGACUAUUUUGAUGAAAAGAUGACUGAACAGGCACAACGAUGGAUAGAUGAGAACUUGCGUGAUACCGACUUGCGUUUUCCUCAUUAA